This is a messenger RNA of Haemonchus placei, 783 nucleotides long. The record is from the annotation of a GenBank genome assembly. Lineage: Eukaryota; Metazoa; Nematoda; Chromadorea; Rhabditida; Trichostrongylidae.
AUGAAGGAGUUUAGUAUUAGAAGCAAUUUUCAGUUGCGAAGAGGUCAUUCGUCUCCUAUUUCUGCACCAUGCGCGAAAGAUAUUGUGAUCACGUGUACCGUUGUCGUCCCACACAACAAAAUUUUAUCGCAAGAGGAAACGAGGAGCACUAGACUGCUGACAGCGGAGCGCAAACUUAUGUUACGAGGUGACUCAACAUUAAUGAGCUUGAGGCAGAAAAUUCUUUGUAUAUGCGAUUCAGUGGCCGCUUUAGAAGACGGUCACGAGCUAGAACCGAUCGAUCAGUCAAAAACUCACAUGAUUCUGUACCCGUCGUCUUUUAUUUUUAUUCAUGACACUUUUUACGUAGAUUAUUCAAUGCCGCACUCUCAAGAUAUUUCAACGCCAAUUCGAGAAUUUAUGGCACGAAAGAAGUGUUUCGAUCCUGUGACCUCAAAAGAUAUCGCAGGUGUCAGAAUGAUCGAUCUCAAACUAAGAUUGGGCCAGCCUUAUGUAUUUCAACACUCUGGAACUUGUGAGCACUUACUGAUUUUCCAUGAUCUGCGAUUGCUUGAAAAAAGCGAUGUGCAAGUGAGUCUUAAAUUUUUAUUGAAAGGAGAUGUCCGGUGCGCCGCAUGCAAGAGCUAUGCAGCGUUCGUAGUGGAAGAGUGUGAACGACUACCAUCACCCUACAUGAUGUUCUGCGAACCAUGCUUUCGUGAAUUUUUCUUCAUGCAUGGUCACAAGAUCGGACGUUUCAAAGCUCACCCUUAUAUGCCGAUUCAUCGCUUCACAGUUCUCUGA